Messenger RNA from Setaria italica (foxtail millet), 1117 nucleotides. RefSeq lists its product as uncharacterized. The coding region runs from base 82 to 873 and encodes 263 amino acids. The record is from RefSeq and is a predicted model, not a curated record. The transcript has 2 exons. NCBI's taxonomy places the organism in Eukaryota, Viridiplantae, Streptophyta, Magnoliopsida, Poales, Poaceae.
AUGCCGGUAUGAACCCAAGCCUAAUCGCCACGGCCACACACCGCUCCUCCCCGCUCCGCGCGGCGAUGCGGAGCAGCAGCCAUGGAGGUGAGCUCCAGUCGCUUCGCUAGGGCGCUCCCCAACCUCCUCGACCCCGUCUCCAGGCCCCUCAAGCCCCCGCACCACCACCGCCGCCGCCGCGCCGUCCAUACCCUAGCCUCCUCGCCUGGCCCUACCGCCGAUGCCCUCGCACCGUCGCCCUCCUCGGCCUGGCCGCCGCCGUCACUCUCCCGGCUCCUUGCCGCGGCGCUGAGGGGCGGCCGCGCGGGAGGGGAGCUCCCCGACCUCGUGGCGGCGGCAACGGGCGGCGCGGGGAUAGGGACGCUGCUGAUGAGCACGACGGCGGCGGCAGUGACCAAGGCGCGGGAGAGCCCGUACCUGCUGGCGCUGGCGGCGAACCCGACGUUCGUGUCGGGGCUGGUGGCGUGGGCGGUGGCGCAGGCCGCCAAGGCCCUGCUCACCUCCGUCGUGGAGCGCCGGUGGGACCUGCGGAUGCUGUUCAGCUCCGGCGGGAUGCCGUCCUCGCACACCGCACUCUGCACCGCGCUCACCGCCUCCGUCGCGCUCUGCCACGGUGUCAGCGACGCGCUCUUCCCCGUUUGUCUCGGGUUUACUCUAAUAGUUAUGUACGACGCCACGGGCGUCAGGCGCCACGCCGGAAUGCAGGCCGAGGUACUCAAUAAGAUCGUUGAGGACCUGUUUGAAGGCCAUCCAAUUAGCGAAAGAAAACUUAAGGAGUUGUUAGGACACACUCCAUCACAGGUCUUUGCCGGAGCAAUUUUAGGCAUCUUGGUGGCCUGGUAUUGCUGCCAGGGUUGUAUUGUACCCAUUUGAUGUUGCUGUUGUAUGACUUGAUCAGAAAUGAAAUUAUUCUCACGGAGAUUUUGCACGUAGUGUAACGGUGUAACCAUUGUUCUGGAAAAUAGCUGUCUUACCCAGUUUGAUAUUGUCAAGAAGGUGACUACUGUCAUCCAUCUUGGGCAUGUCCCUGUAUAUAUGUAACUCAAUUGUACGGAAUAAUCGAUAUUUGGAUCCUAUCCAGCCUCAAUACAGAGUUGAGACUGAAGGUAUUUGCUAA